Messenger RNA from Ochlerotatus camptorhynchus, 550 nucleotides. RefSeq names its product peptidyl-prolyl cis-trans isomerase FKBP2. Gene Ontology annotation, cellular component: endoplasmic reticulum. The record is from RefSeq and is a predicted model, not a curated record. The transcript has 2 exons. NCBI's taxonomy places the organism in Eukaryota, Metazoa, Arthropoda, Insecta, Diptera, Culicidae. Gene Ontology annotation, biological process: protein peptidyl-prolyl isomerization. The coding region runs from base 63 to 467 and encodes 134 amino acids. Gene Ontology annotation, molecular function: peptidyl-prolyl cis-trans isomerase activity.
UAAAAUUUUAGCAGCGUCCGCAAAACGUUAAUACAAAUUUUCUCUCGUGCCCGUCUUGUGCCAUGAAAACGUUAUCGGUUCUUCUGCUGGCGGCCGUUUGCUUGGGCUACGCCAGCGCCGAGGGAAAGUUGAAAAUCGGCGUCAAAAAGCGGGUCGAGAAUUGCACCGUCCGAACGAAGAAGGGCGACCUGGUGCACAUGCACUACACGGGCACUCUGGAGGAUGGAACCGAGUUCGAUAGCAGCAUUCCACGGGGUGAACCGCUGACCUUUACCCUCGGCAUGGGGCAGGUGAUCAAGGGGUGGGAUCAGGGACUGUUGAAUAUGUGCGAAGGCGAGAAGCGUAAGUUGAUCAUUCCACCGGAGCUGGGCUACGGAGCGCGUGGUGCCGGCGAGAAGAUCCCACCGAACUCAGUGCUAAUCUUCGAGGUCGAACUGACGAAGAUCGAGCGCAAGACGGAGCUUUAGAAUCUCGAAAACAGUGAGUAGAUUUUCUCCUCAUAUUUUUUGUAGUUCUAUGGAAUAAAAGCAUUUAUUUCGAAUUUUCUACC